UUUCUCCUCUCAACCCGCUUCUCUCUCCUCUUCCCCUCACUGUCCACUAUUUUUCCCGACAAAGUCCUCGUCCCUCAACUUUUCCUCUCAACUCCCAGAUGGACCCGCGUCGAACCCCGCGCACAGUGAUCGAUCCAAAGGUUCGCCAAGUCGGGUUCUUCACCCCUCCUCAGCCGGACCCGAUCUCUCAUCCUUCCCCUCCGCUUCCGGACCUCUCUCCUUCUGGUAACUCCCUCUCCCCCGUUAUGAUCCCCCCUCCUCGCCACACUUCCUCCGACCCCUUCCUCAUCCGAGCCGUUGCCACCUCCCCAACAUCAAUUUCGUACACAAGCCGCGAUUUUCCUGACGAACCUCCUCUCUCCCCCGCUCUCUCCUCCAAGGUCAAUUUUGUAAAAUCCCCCGUUGCUCCAACCUCAGCUCUGUCCUCCUCAUUUCCCGGUGUAGGGCCCGAUUCCGUGGCGACCAAGGCUAGCAGCAUUCCUUCGAGCCAGCUGACAACCGUCUCUCUUGUCAAUCUGCCUCCCGGCAUAUGUGAGAAGCCCAGUGGAGGGGCAACUGAAGUGCAAAAGGAACGACCUGCAAAUUCAAAGCCAUUGAAGGAGAAAACCUCUAAAGCAGAAAGGCGUGCCCUUCAAGAAGCCCAAAGGGCUGCAAAAGGAAAUAAGGUGCCUGGUGGUGCGUCUGAGUUAGCAACUUCAGCACAUGGAAAACCAGCUAAAGUCACAAAGCCUCCUUCACAGAAGGGUGAUAAUGCUACAGUUGGAUCUUUAGACAGGAAGGGCGGUGAUCGCCCACCUGAGAAAGAUAGAAAGAAAGAUGUGCCUCAUCCACGCAUGCAGUAUGAUGAUAAAAGUCGAGUGGAGAAAGCAAAGAGGCGUGCUGUGGUAAAACAAACAGAAGCUAGGAACAUUGUUGAAUUAUUCAGGCAUUUGCCGCAAUAUGAACAUGGAACUCAACUUCCCAAUCUUGAGUCAAAGUUUUUUCAACUCGACCCAAUGCAUCCUGCUGUUUACAAGGUUGGAUUACAGUAUUUAUCUGGAGAUAUAUGUGGUGGCAAUGCUCGCUGCAUUGCCAUGCUUCAAGCAUUCCAAGAGGUCAUUAGAGACUAUUCAACACCACCUGAGAAAACACUAACUAGAGACUUAACUGCAAAAAUAAGUACUUAUGUUUCUUUUCUGAUAGAAUGCCGACCCCUCUCAGUGAGUAUGGGAAAUGCAAUCAGGUUUCUAAAGAAUAGAAUCACCAAGUUGCCUUUGGCUAUAUCAGAGUCAGAAGCCAAAGCAACUCUUAAGGCAGAUAUUGAUCGUUUCAUAAAUGAGAAAGUGAUACUUGCAGACAAGGUGAUAGUGAAGCAUGCUGUUACAAAGAUAAGAGACAAUGAUGUUCUUCUCACAUAUGGCUCAUCUUCUGCAAUUGAAAUGAUACUAUUGCAUGCCCAUGAGCUUGGCAGAAAGUUUCGUGUUGUGGUAGUGGAUUCCCGUCCAAAACUUGAAGGACAACUACUUCUUCGUAGACUGGUGGGAAAGGGCAUUAGCUGUACAUACACUCACAUCAAUGCUGUUUCUUACAUCAUGCAUGAAGUUACCCGAGUUUUUCUGGGUGCUUCGUCAGUUCUGUCUAAUGGAACAGUUUACUCAAGGGUCGGGACUGCAUGUGUUGCUAUGGUUGCUCAUGCGUUCCGUGUGCCAGUGCUAGUAUGCUGUGAAGCAUAUAAAUUUCAUGAAAGGGUACAGCUUGAUUCAAUAUGCUCCAAUGAGCUUGGUGAUCCAGAUGACAUUUCAAAGGUUGAUGGUAGAAAGGAAAUUAACUACUUGGAUGGCGGAAGCAGUAGUGACAAUUUACAGCUUCUGAAUCUGAUUUAUGAUGCAACACCUUCAGAUUAUAUUUCAAUGAUAAUCACGGAUUAUGGCAUGGUACCUCCUACAAGUGUGCCUGUCAUUGUACGUGAAUAUCUGAAAGAACACCUGCUGAUUUAGGUGGAUCAUAAUGAAUGAGGGAGCCUUCCCAAAAUUUUGCCCAUCUUGAUAUAUAUUUGUCCAGCCAAUCAAGGGAAUAAAAGGGUAGAAAUCUUUUUUCGCAUGUUAGCCCUCUUCUUUUUCUCAUUCCUGAAUAAUGCCAUCCAGUGUUUGAUAUUUUGCCCUCUUUACCUGUCUGAGAAGAGUGCAAUUCUGAUGCCUCUCCGGACAGAUCAGUUAUACAAUCUUUGCUUCUUUUGAUGAAGCCUCCUCCAUCCAUGCUGUGAAACAAUUAGAAUCUUGAAGCAAAUGUGACGGUUUUGUUGCUUAAGAUUUUGGAUAAACGUUAUGGAAUUACAUGUGUACUGUUAUUCAGCAACCUGAAAAUAUUGGGGACAUCUUUAGUUCCAUUUUUCUUUUUCCUCUAUGGUUUAUAUAUUCGCUCGUUUAGGUUUGUCUACCAGUGCGGGCAGUCUGCUCGGUGGCACUUGUGCUCCCAUGAGAAGAUUCUGUUGUGGGUUUGAUCCACUUAUUACCAUAAAUUUCAUCAUGUUUUACCAA
Molecule: messenger RNA, 2516 nt
Organism: Carica papaya (papaya)
Lineage: Eukaryota; Viridiplantae; Streptophyta; Magnoliopsida; Brassicales; Caricaceae
Product: NagB/RpiA/CoA transferase-like superfamily protein
Source: RefSeq, a predicted model, not a curated record